AUGGAGCCUUGGGAUCAGUCCUCUGUGGUUCCACCCACCGAAUUGCCUGAAAUGACGGAGUUUGAGCAAACCCGCACGGAGAUAGAAACCGCACUAUUCCGGGAGCAUUGGGAUCAGUCUUCGGUGGCUCCACCCACCGAACUACCUGCAAUGACGGAGUUUGAGGAAACCCGCGCGGAGAUCGAAACCGCAGUAUCCCUUGGAGAUGACCUGUGCCACAUGUUGCUCACCUAUCAGAACUCAGUCCCAACGAUGGUGGAUGAUGUCCAAUCCAACCCUGAUAUGGCAACGCUAGCCGGUGGAACAGUGACCAUCGAUUUGGCCCAUCCAGUCAACAUGUUGCAGGAAGAGUUGGCAGCUGCGCGCCAAGCCACCGCCUCCUCUUCCUCUUCCUCCUCCAGACCUUCCACGGUGCCGAGGGCGAAGGCGAAAGGGAAGCCCAUACAGGCUGGAAUGUAUCCAGCUGAGAACGAGAACGUCGCCAGGUUCAAGGUACAGUCGUGCUCCAAAGAGGAAAGAGAGCGAAGAGACGCCAGGAACGCCAAGGUCAAGCGUCAUUUGCCGUUGAACGGGUCAAUGCACCCUUGUGCGGUUGAUUCGGCCGAUGGUCGCAGCAUGUAUAUUGACAAACGCGGUGCACCGGCCUCAGCACAGCGACCGGAGCAACAGCGUACCAGCCCAGGCGCAGCACCCGGCGCAUCGGCGCAACCGCGCACACACACGCACACACGCGCACACGCAUUAUGUGAACGACGUCUCGGCGUAUUUGCAGCGCAGACCCCGCGAUCGGCGUAA
Molecule: messenger RNA, 795 nt
Organism: Cladocopium goreaui
Lineage: Eukaryota; Dinophyceae; Suessiales; Symbiodiniaceae
Source: the annotation of a GenBank genome assembly